Messenger RNA from Trichophyton benhamiae CBS 112371, 105 nucleotides. RefSeq lists its product as uncharacterized. Bases 1 to 105 code for a protein of 34 amino acids. The transcript has a single exon. Lineage: Eukaryota; Fungi; Ascomycota; Eurotiomycetes; Onygenales; Arthrodermataceae. The record is from RefSeq and is a predicted model, not a curated record.
AUGGUUAUGCUGCUGGUUAUGCUGCUGGUUAUGCUUCUGGUUGUUGGUGUUGGUGUUGGUGUUGGUUGCGUUGAUGCUGGCGUUGACGUUGCAGCUGGUGAAUAA